AUGGUUUCCAGAGUACUUGACGAAUAUAUCAUUCAAGAAGUUGCACGAACCUGCCCGGAGCCAUUUCUGGGUUUUCACAGAUGCAUGGAAGACCCGGCUAUCAAGGACAAAUCUGAAUGCGCUACAUUCCAGCGUGACCUUCAGCAUUGCGUCAAGACCCAGGUUACGGUCUACCACCAUAUUGAAAGCAAGUGCUCAGACAUUAUCCAAAAGUACCAAACCUGUCUCAUGAAGGACACCGAGGGAAAUACCAGUAGCAAGUGCUACAACGAGUUGAAGAGUCUCAGAGAAUGUGCAAUGGGGGUCAUCCAGGACGAGCAGCAAAAGCACCAGGCAGGAAAAUAA
This is a messenger RNA of Pichia membranifaciens NRRL Y-2026, 345 nucleotides long. RefSeq lists its product as hypothetical. NCBI's taxonomy places the organism in Eukaryota, Fungi, Ascomycota, Pichiomycetes, Pichiales, Pichiaceae. The coding region runs from base 1 to 345 and encodes 114 amino acids. The record is from RefSeq and is a predicted model, not a curated record. The transcript has a single exon.